UCUGCUUGUGUGUCUCUAUGUGUUUAUUAUUUCCACGUUUUCUGCACAAUAAUCUUUUUUAAUUGUAUAAAUUAUUGUUGCUUCCUCCGUAAAACAUACCGGACUUCGAACUAAUUUUUAUUUGCCGGUUGGUGUAAAAUCAUUAAUUUCAUCAUAUAGUUUUAUCAGCGUUUCAAUUUAUUUCUUUGCUAAAUUCGGAAAUAAGUGAGUUAUAUCGAUAACAUAAAUUUUAUAUACCGAUAUUUAGUUGGGUCCAAUUCUAUAAAAAUUAUAGGCCUAGUCACUUUUUCAAUCAUAGAAUUUUCCAUUAACUUCAACCCCCGGAAUUCCAAGAGAUAUGGUGCCCUUUGUGGUUUUUUAGCACUUAGGAAUUGUAAUUGCAGUGGGGCAUGGCCGGCUCUGGUACUAAACUGAUGACAUUGACAACAACCGUGACCUUGAGUGACCUUCAGACACGCUUCAGCCGAGACCUGGCAGAAUGGAGGACGACGACGCAGCAGCAACAACAACCCCUAGUGAAAAAACUCCCGAGCACAACAAAACGGACGAAUCGCCCCGCAUUGGUGUAAAUGUAAAUGGUGUGGUGAAACAAGAUGGCUGUGAUAAGUUUAACCGGAGUGUGGCGUCGAGAAGCAGUUCGUCUUCGCUGUUGUCGAUGCGGCGCCGAUCCAUAGUAAUGAGUCCAACGAGCGAUGCGGCCAAAGCGAGCUUCAACAGUAAAACUGGACUUCACGUGCAGUUCCACUCGAGUACGAAUACAAACGGUUCCGGUCAGGGAGAAAAGAAAGGGAGAGCACCCUCGUACACCUCAACGAGUUCAGGGAGCUCGAGUUCAAGUUACGAGGACGACUCGAGCUCUGGCUUGUCCGAGGUAAAGGCACCUGAUGGCGGAUGGGGAUGGGUCGUCGUCUUUGCGGCAUUCAUGGUCAACCUUAUCGCAGACGGGAUUACGUUUUCCUUUGGUGUGAUUUUUGUAGAGUUUCUUCAUUACUUCGGCGAGGGUAAAAGCAAAACAGCAUGGAUCGGCAGUUUAUUCAUGGCAAUGCCUUUGUUGUCCGGUCCAGUGGCAAGUUUCCUAACGGACAGGUACGGGUGCAGAAGAGUGACUAUAAUCGGUGCAAUAUUGGCUGCUGCGGGAUUCAUAAUCUCCUCGUUCACCAACAGUGUGGAGUUGUUGUUCCUCACAUUCGGUAUCAUCGCCGGGUUUGGACUGUCGUUGUGCUAUGUGGCGGCAGUCGUGAUUGUUGCAUAUUACUUUGACAAGAGGAGAUCGUUUGCGACCGGUCUAUCCGUGUGUGGUAGCGGGAUCGGCACGUUUGUGUUUGCACCUGUCACACAGUUUCUGCUCGUGGAGUAUGGUUGGCGAGGGACCACUCUGGUACUCGCCGGGCUCUUCUUGAAUCUUAUUGUGUGCGGAAUGCUAAUGCGAGACCUGAAGUUCACUCCAGGGAUGAGUAAAGGUAAAGACCUGAAGAAACGGAAGAAGAAAUUACGUCUCAACACAACCUGCAGUGCCGACUCCUUCUCGGCUCUCAACUCCACCCAGCAAACUCCCACAUCAUGUCCCAGCAGCGGAGAGCUACGGAAACUCCUUCAGCGACCUGAUCAUGGAACACCGAUGUUUGAUGUUGCCCCGAUGGAUCUCAAGACCAUGGCUCGAUUCCUUCUUAAACUGCCUCCGUAUGGAGAUAAACUGAUAAAAUUAGUGUCCUCCCCUAUAGAGAGUCCAGGAGGUGACUGUGACUUGGUCUCACGGCAGUUUAGCUCACUAGUCAGUCUGCCGACAUUUGUCCGCAACGAAGAGAAAGUUCCGCUAGAAGUCCUGGAGAUGUUGACCACCCACAAACAUCUGUACGCAGUCCUCCUGCAUAACUACCCAAGUCUACUGAUAUCUUCUCGUAGCUUCAGUGACAGCGGCCGCCUUCAUGAACAGCAGCAACUCAAUGGACGUCCGAGAGAUCAGUUAUCAGCGAGGUUCGUAGCUAACAACGCCCCCGUCAGUCCUCUAGCUCGCACUCCCAACACAGAGCCCCGCAGCACCGCCACCACCCCGGCAGACGACGGUAUCACUGAGGCCAGCCCACUGCGGGGCCACAAACAGACCCGCCUGCCUACUGCCAGCUAUCUCAAGGAUCUCAGGGUUCACAGGCACUCGCUCACGUAUCGUGGAGCCAUGUUGAACAUCAACAGGUAUCGUCUGAGAGCUUCUUCGUGCCCAGACAUCUACAGGAACUCCAUGACUACCAUCGCUAAAGAGGAGUCUGAUUGGUCCUCCGGGCUCUCGGAGUUGUGGCUCUUGAUGGCUGACAUGUUAGACUUCUCACACUUCUCCAACCCUCGGUUCCUACUGUUUGCGGUCAGCAACUUCCUGCUGUACACAUGGUAUGAUGUCCCGUACGUCUACCUGGCGCACAACGCUAUACAGAUGGGUUUCUCAGAGACCGACGCUAGCUUCCUCAUCAGUGUGAUCGGCAUACUCAACAUGGUCGGAGAGAUAUUCCUGGGCUGGGCUGGUGACUGCGCCUGGGUCAACGCAGGUCUAGUCUACGCACUGUCCAUGGCGUUGUGUGGAGCCGUGGUGUCUCUGAUACCUCUCAUCUACUCCUACGAGCUGCUGUGCGUAGUGUCUGGGGCAUUCGGACUGUUCAUUGCUGCCAACUACUCCCUCACCUCCAUCAUCCUCGUGGAGCUCAUCACUCUCGAGAGGUUUACCAACGCCUACGGACUGUUGUUGCUGGUGCAGGGAGUCGCCAAUUUGGUCGGACCUCCGUUGGCCGGUUGGCUGUACGACAUCACCGGCAGCUACGAUCUUCCCUUCUACCUCUCUGGAAUCUUCAUAGCCAUGUCUGGAGCGCUUCUGGUGAUUCUUCCGAUCAUACACAAGGUUCAGAGCAUUCGCAAUGCCAGCAAACAAAAAAAACUGUCCUCCAAUCAUGUGUGAGUCACAGUAUUGUACCGGUGAGGUUAGGUCGCCAAACUGGGGAACAAUAUCUUUGUAGAGGGGUUUUCUUUUAGUCUAUUGACAAUAAUUUUUCAUCAAGGUUGUUGAGGUUUUGUCAAUAACUGAGAAUUGUUUGAAAUACUUUUUCAGUGAUUAGAAUAAAAAAAAAAAAAAAAAUUAAAAUGUAUCAAAAAAAGUCCUUGGAACUUUACAUCCAGACUGAGUUCCAAUUUUAUGUUUCUUGUUACAAUGUUGAUUUGCUAAUUACUUUCCCAAUAUUAGUUGAUAGUCAAUUGAAAAAUUAUGAAAUUAAAUCAUAAAAGUAAAUAAUCUGAAGGAAAACUCUCUCUAAGAUAUUUAUUUGUUUCUCACAAUCUUUCCCAAUUUGGUGACAAAAUUUUUACUGUAUUAGGAAACAAAUUCAACUUAGAUAUACGAGUCUAGGAACAAAUAUAGAUAGUUAGUUACAAUUAUACUGAUAACUUUUUAGAUGCGAGUAAGAUAGAACUAUCAUAGAACGAUUGUUACGUUGAUGAAUACGUCUUCCCUGAUUCCUAGUUUACACAGACUAGCUCGGUGGUUUUUAUUUUAGAUUUGGUUGUUUAUUGUUGUAGUACGUCAUAGACUAGUCGUCUCUAAUCGAUGAAUGACACUUGAAUAUUAGAACUUGAAGAAUAGUAACGGCAUUUACUUUCUUCAAUGUUUACUGUGUCAGACGUAUAGAUUUUGUGUGGAUCAAUUGUUGAAAAGGUAGAUUAUAGUUUAUUUUAAAUCAAGGUAUAACUCAUGAUAAGACAUUUAAUUUUAACAUUGUAAAUUUGUUAUUUGGUUUAUUUGAUUUUGAUUCCAGAUCAACAUUUUUGUUAAGUCUAUCAACAGUUCAAAGUAUUAAUCAACUAUACAUAAUAACAUUCAUAAUGUGUAUUUUAGAUUCAUGGCUUAGCAUUGUUUAGUUAACAAUAUGAAGUCAAUCUGUUAUGCCUAAGGUGUGUUGUCAUAUAAAAAUCAUAAUAUUUUGUUGUAAGUAUGAAAAUGUAAUGUAGGCGUUAGAUCAAGAUUAGAUUGUGCGUUUACGAUUUUAUGUAAUUAUCUAGGCAAUUGAGGGGCACCUAAAAGGGUAAUUUGCUCCGUAUUAUUCAUCCAGGAUUUUUUAAUUUGAAAAUGUGUACAUAAAAAACAAAAAAAGAUUUACAUUGACUAAAAACAUUAGUGUGUAUAUUUCUUUGUUUCCCAACAUCCCUAAUAACAAUAACUUAGACCCAUCUUUGUUAGCAAUAUAAUCCUUAAUGGACACUUAAAACUUUUUGUGCCUGAAAUUUCAUUUUUCGGUAUAAAAACUUUAACACCACUGUUUUCCUGAUUAGUUUUGUGUUUUGGUCAAUUAAGAUGUUUGAAAAAAGCAGACAGAUAAAUAACAGGAUAAUCUUAAGUACAAUUUUACGAUAAGCAUACAAUCCUGACUGAAACAUAAUGUUUACCUUUUAAAAUACCUCAUACACCAAAUAUUUAGAUGUAUCGUAGUUUGUUUUCCGUCAUUGUAAACUCGACCAAUUAUUUAUAGUUUUCUGUGUGUAGCUCUAUAUAUUUGUAUGUUGAACAAUUUAUACAUUAAGACUGAUUAAUUUGUUAUGUAGAUUAUGCUUAUUUUAUAGGAGGUAAUUUUUAUGUUUUGUUUUUAGCAAUUAGUUGAUGAUAUUUUUUAACCGUGGGAACAUUAUUAUGUUUCAGUGCUUCGUCACUUUUUGGUUAGUUUUGUUUUGAAAAUUUAGUAAUGUCUAAUGUCUGUUUGGACAAAAAUGUAAUGUAGUUGUAAUUUUGGGUGAGUUUGUUGGAAAAUCCUUCCCUCACAUGAGCAAUGGGUUUUGAUGGAAAGUAAUCUUAAAUUUGAAUUUGCCCAUUCACUUUGAAAACUGAAGUGGACAUCCCAUCUACAUAAGAAUCACAUGUCCUUAAAAUUUUUUUUUCUCUUAAAAGAGAACUGUAAAGUAAAUAAAUCAUUUUUCAAAAGCAUACUCAGUGGAUAAACAAUUUUUUUCUUCUAAAACAAAACUAAACAUUAAAUGUGAAUAUUGGGUGUCUACUUCAAGAUAGUACACGUGUAGUAGAAAGAUUUGCCAAAGCAAAAUUGGUAAUACAUUAUAUAAUGGUACCCUUGAUUUUUUUUGUGAUUUGUAUAUAAAACCAUAACCGACAGUCAUGUUUUACAAAUAAAUGAUAAUAUACACAACUUUAAAUCACAAAAAAGGACUAGACAGUUUUAACACUACAGUAAUCUGUGAAGUCCAUAUUUCUUCUAAUCAACGGAUGUUUUAUACCCUUUAUGAUGCUGUGAUAUGGGAGUGCCUGAGGUUCCAUUUAGAAUAUAAAAUGGUCAGAGGCACUCCUAUCAUGCAAAGAGUAUAUGGUAUAUUCAAGUCUGGCAUACCACACUAUGGAGGCCUACACAGAAAUUAACAACAUUUUUUACCAUAUCAUGACUGUAAUUUACUAUGGAUGAAGACUAGUUCUCAAUUUCUGUGUUAUUUAAAGUACACAAUACAAAUCAAAACGGGGGAAGACUUUACGUGUUGCCAUAUUAAGCCAUUAUUACCAACUAUACCAGUUAUUUCUUAUAAUACUUUCCUUUUAAUGAUUGAGUUGAAUACAUUUGAGGAAUUCUGUUAAGUUCAUAUGUCAUUGUCUAAUGUCAUCCAAGGUUUUACCAUCGUCUUAUUUAGUUAGUUAUCUCAGAAGUCUGCUGAACUGGAUGUAAAGAUUAUAAUAAUCUCCAGCUCAUAAUAAUAAAGUUUGUAAAAUCACACAUAACCUUUAUUCUCUUCCAUCAAUCAGUAAGAUGUUAGUGAUGUUUGUAUCUCGUUUGAAGAAGGUGCUCCUCCUAGUUUUUUUUUUUUUUUUUUACACCAGUUAAGUUGUUUUUUAGUUCCUCCUUUUGUACAUAACAUACGAGCGUGUAGAUCCGAUGUAAAUAGUCGACAAAACGAUCGAGUUUUGUUCUCAGAUAUUUAGUACAAUUUUAUAAAUUGUUCAAUUAUAUACAGAUUGUAUAUGAGAGUGUUAGUAUUUUGUACUUUCUCACAGCUUCUACCCUAAAUGCUGGUAAAACCCAGAUUAUUAGUUUAAUUUUAUGUUUGGUUGUAUAAUUUUCAAAUAAGAUAAAAAUUUAGGUUCAAAAAAUUCAUACUCUUAUGAAAAUAAUUAUUAGUCAAUUUUUGUUUGCUAGGGAAAAAAAUUGUGAAAACAUGUCUUGGCUAUGUAUGGAAAGAUUUAACUGGAGUAAGAGCUUGGUACAGUACUUCUAUUUCAGUUUGCCUAAAGAAAUAUUCUUGUAAAAUAACAAAUCAAAUAAACUGUAUCAGCAAUCUGACACAUAACUUUUCCCAUUAGCUUGAUAACAAC
This is a messenger RNA of Macrosteles quadrilineatus (aster leafhopper), 6337 nucleotides long. Its product is annotated as monocarboxylate transporter 12-like. Bases 479 to 2941 code for a protein of 820 amino acids. The transcript has 9 exons. Gene Ontology annotation, biological process: transmembrane transport; monocarboxylic acid transport. Gene Ontology annotation, molecular function: monocarboxylic acid transmembrane transporter activity. The record is from RefSeq and is a predicted model, not a curated record. NCBI's taxonomy places the organism in Eukaryota, Metazoa, Arthropoda, Insecta, Hemiptera, Cicadellidae.